CAAAUAAUAAAGAAUCCACGGAUUCUCGCACCCAUGGACACUUAGUAAAGCGGCACACUGUUGCGACAAGAACAAAUUUGACCUUUUUUCAAACUAACAGUUUCAUUCUAAGAGUUCAAGAAAAAUCAAUUUGUUGAACAAUGCGCGAGUACGAUUCGAGCAAGAAAAGAUCGCGGAGUGCCCUAAGCUGCAGCAGCAGUGCAGCUACAAGACAGACAAAAAACGCCAACCGAAGGCUGUUUUCUGCCGCCGUCCUAGCAUUGGCGACUCUCGUCGUGAAUUUCAAUUUCGAUGGCGCUUGCCCCACUGUGAAUGCGUUCACACCAACAUCUACGGGGGUAUCUUCCGUAUCCACCGGAUCCGCAUCUACCAAGAACACCAUCCACAAAGAUAAUCUUGCAACAAGGAUAUAUCCGUCGUCAACAAACAGGCGACAAGCCCGCCAGCAAUUGAUAGGGUCGUCAUCGCGAGGUGUGUCCUCGACAGCCAUAGACGAUGAAUCGACCGCUACAAACAUCUCUAGAAAUCGAAACCCAUCUACAUCUUUGUCGUCAGCGACGUCUCCCAUUCUGAACCACCAGAGAAGGAGUCGGGUGAGAGCCGCCAAUGCCGCAAAAAACUUUCUCGUCGUCGAAAACGACGACCAAUACUCAACGUUCAACCACAAAAGAAAUAAGAACGAUAUCAAACGCAAAAGGAAUAAAAGAAUCAACAGUCAAAACAAUGGACUGGAGGUUCAAGUGGUCCUGAAUGACGACAUCGUUGGAAUUCCCUCAAAAAGGAGCGCCACGACAAGUCGAAGCCGGAAUACGAAAAUGACUCGUCCCAAGAGCCGCAUCAGUAGCCCUCAAAGGCAAGCGCGGCUGAGAAUGAAGAAAGCUAACAAAUCGAAAACCGCAUCGACACCCCUCCUGACAAGGGACGAGGAACGGCAAAUCACCUAUAAAAUUCGAGAUUUGCGGCGUGUAGUGCAAAUUCGUGACGAGUUGAUCCAAGAAAAGCAGGAAUGGUCCUCUCUUCGCCCCUCCUUUGACAUCGACGCGUACAACGAUGACUUUCCAACGGAAAACGAUUGGGCCAGAGCAUGUGACCUGGACGUUUCGGAGCUGCGAAAGGUCAUGGACGAGGGACAAGAAUCCCGAUCUCUAUUAGUGUCGGCCAAUGCAGGUUUGGUCACCUCCAUCGCCAAACGUCACUACCACGUCCUAAAACAGAUGACGAAUGCCGGAGGAGGGGUUGGGACCAUUUUGACCCUACAAGACAUGAUUCAAGAGGGGAAUCUUGGGUUGAUGAAGGCCGCCGAACGGUUCGAACCGGAGAGGGGAUGGAGGUUUAGUACCUACGCCACCUAUUGGAUUCGGCAGCGGAUUCUCCAAUCGAUCACUGAUACGUCCAGAGUAAUCCGUUUGCCAGCACAUGGUAUGUAGCGGAAAAGAAUCAAUACCCAUGAGUCGUUCUGAACCAAUUUUGCCUUUUCGAGACUCACAUUUUUUGAAACAAUGAAUUUUGUGGUUUCCUUACUUUCUUCCGCAUUUUAGUCACUGCCACUCUUCAAAAAUUCAACAAAGCAAGAAGAGAAAUGGCGGCUGAAAUCGGACGAAUGCCUUCCGAUGCUGAACUCGCGCACUAUAUGGAGAUUCCAGUCGAGAAGUUGCGUAAGAUCAACGAAAAAGCAAGGUCCGUUGUUUCACUUGAAUCUCCUCUCCGAGUGGGCAGCAACCACAAAGCCGAAGUGGAUCGGCGGACAAUUGGAGAUUUUAUCGCAUCUGACGCUCCCACGCCAGAGGAAGACGCACAGCAGAAAUCACUCCAGAGGGAUAUUCGGGCCGUCGUCAACGAAUUGGCAGACCGGGAACGCGAGGUCUUGAUCAUGCGGUUUGGUUUGGAUAGCGGGGAUCCCAUGUCGACAAGUCAAACGGCAACCCAGCUGGGAAUUACCACGGAUCGGGUGCGGUAUAUAGAAACACGGGCCCUGAACAAGCUGCGCAGUCCACAACGUAAUUACCGGCUGAAGGACUACCUGGGCGACGGCCACCAUGCGGCCGUGGACAACAAGCGAAAAGCAAAACUCUCGGGGCUCAAUUCGCAAAUACCUGAUUCGAAACACCGUCGCAGCAACCAAAGCAAGCGGCAGAAGCCCCCUUCUCCUGAAGAAAAGUUCUGGUUCUUUUAAGAAAUAGCAAGCUACAUUAUCUUGACUGCUCAAAAUGUAUAAUAUCUGUAGUUCGGUAUACACAUUUUGCAUGAUCACUGUCUAGCACGUAGGAAAUUUGACAAAGAAUUGAUUUUCUUCGUCAAUUAUCACGAAAGUAAGUCAAACCGAUGCAAAAUAGAAGAUAUCUUUUACG
Molecule: messenger RNA, 2348 nt
Organism: Pseudo-nitzschia multistriata
Lineage: Eukaryota; Bacillariophyta; Bacillariophyceae; Bacillariales; Bacillariaceae
Source: the annotation of a GenBank genome assembly